Molecule: messenger RNA, 1695 nt
Organism: Brassica rapa (field mustard)
Lineage: Eukaryota; Viridiplantae; Streptophyta; Magnoliopsida; Brassicales; Brassicaceae
Product: bifunctional L-3-cyanoalanine synthase/cysteine synthase D2
Molecular function (GO): cysteine synthase activity
Source: RefSeq, a predicted model, not a curated record
AUCCGUAUGAUUGAAUAACACUUGAUUUGAAUUAGAAUUUAUAAAUCAUUAAAUAAAUAACACAUGAUUUUAAUACAUAUUUUAAAAUCAUAGAACCAAUAACAUUAGAUUUAGUUUAAAUUUUCAAAUCCAUCAAAAUAAAUUAACCAAUAACCCCUGCUUAGUGUCUUGCAUUAUGUUAUUUUCAGACUUCGCAAGAUGGCACAAACUUUUACUUGUUCUCAUUUUUUCCACUCACAUUAUGCAAAGAUGACACAACCUCGACUCCAUACUUCCACGUCACAGGACCACAUGUGAAAGCAGCAUACUAUAUACACAUUACCAUGCUACUGUACCACCACUCUAUGCUAAUCUAUGUAUUGUAUGUCUAUAUAUAUUCAGUCUGGUGUAGAUUUUGAGACUUAUCGGUUCAUUUUACCUUCACCAUUGACACUUUCGUUCAAACUUUAAAGGAUUUUUAAAGAAAGACUAAUAUGGAAGAUCGCUGCUUGAUCAAGAACGAUGUGACUGAAUUGAUUGGAAACACACCAAUGGUGUAUCUGAACAAAGUUGUUGACGGUUGUCUAGCCCGUAUAGCCGCCAAGCUUGAGAUGAUGGAACCUUGCUCUAGCGUCAAAGACAGAAUCGCUUAUAGUAUGAUCAAAGAUGCAGAAGACAAAGGAUUGAUUACUCCUGGAAAGAGUACAUUGAUUGAGCCAACGGCUGAUAACACCGGGAUUGGACUAGCCUGCAUAGGUGCAGCAAGAGGCUAUAAAGUGAUACUUUUGAUGCCCUCAACGAUGAGCUUGGAGAGGAGAAUCAUUCUAAAAGCAUUAGGUGCAGAGCUUCAUCUCACAGAUGUGAAGAUAGGCAUUCAAGGAAUGCUGGAGAAAACUGAAGAGAUACUAAGCAAAACUCCUGGUGGGUUUGUUCCCCAACAGUUUGAAAAUCCUGCAAAUCCUGAGAUUCAUUACCGAACCACGGGUCCAGAGAUAUGGAGAGAUUCAGCAGGGAAAGUAGAUAUACUGGUUGCUGGUGUUGGAACUGGUGGAACUAUUAGUGGUGUAGGGAAGUUUCUCAAGGAGAUGAAUAAAGACAUUAAGGUUUAUGCGGUUGAACCUGCAGAAAGUCCAGUACUCAGUGGAGGAGAACGAGGUCCACAUUUAAUUCAGGGGAUUGGUUCUGGUAUCAUCCCAACCAAUUUGGAGUUAAGCAUUGUUGAUGAGAUCAUUCAAGUGAAAGGUGAGGAAGCUAUUGAAACAGCCAAGCUUCUUGCUCUCAAAGAAGGAUUGUUGGUGGGCAUAUCCUCUGGAGCUGCUGCAGCGGCUGCGUUGAAGGUUGCAAAGCGGCCAGAAAACGCAGGGAAACUCAUUGUGGUGGUUUUUCCCAGUGGAGGAGAACGUUAUCUAUCGACUAAACUGUUUGAUUCUGUGAGGUUUGAAGCAGAGAAUCUGCCGACUGAAUGAGUGGCGGUUUGGUCUUGAUAAGAGAUGUUUGUACCAAGAUUUCAGUGUGAUUGUUCCUGGCCAUUGCAAAAUCUACAAAUGUUACAUAGUCGAUGAUAAAUAAUUGUAAAGCAUGGAGUAGUGUGUCCGUGUAUGUAUAAUAAAGAAUAAUGGAAGAUUAUAAAGUGAUCUUCUGUAACUUAUUCAACAAGGAACGUAGAGAGGAGAAAUCUUCCAAGUGAAUGAGAACCUAAUGCAUAUUACUAUGACA